UCACAACGCGGUGUGAAAAUCAACAUCCAAUCAUUGUAGCCAGGGAGUAUUUUUGUGGGCGGGAUUAAUCCGCUCUAGCCCUGUGAGUGGAUGAGGAGAACGUGCAAAGAAUUUGUGCUACCAAAGCCGGUGUUGCCAGAUUGGACGUCUAAUCUCGGAAGUGAUUUGUUUGUAUUUGUAUUAGACUGUAAACAUGGCGUUUGGUUGGUAGAGUCAAAACUACAACACGUAUCGGUUCUGAAGGUUUCCAUUCGGCCGGGAUUAUAGUCAAAUACUAUAACACAACAUAAACUGGCAACCUCAGUACACGGAGGAUAAAGUAAAUAAAGCGGUGCUCUGAUCCAUACGGCUUCAUCUCUCUCUCACACACACUCACACUGUAACCGGAGACGCAUUGGGCAAUGAGAGUGAAGCAGGGGGCCGAGGGAGGACUGCCGUGUACCACAGAGGAGGAGCUGCUAAAAAAGCCCGUGAUAACGCCGGAGGAUGUGCUCGGCCUUCAGAGGAUCACCGACAAUUACCUGUGUAGUCCAGAGGAUAAUGUCCACAAGAUAGAGUUCACCAGGUUCAAGAUUCGCGACAUGGAGACGGGGACUGUUCUUUUUGAGAUCACUAAGCCUCCUGCUCUGGAGAGCGCAGAGGACGGAAGAAAGGACCUUGACCCCAACGCCGGGCGCUUUGUGCGCUACCAGUUCACUCCAGCUUUUCUGCGGCUACGACAAGUCGGCGCUACGGUGGAGUUCACAGUAGGAGACAUUCCCAUUAACAACUUCCGCAUGAUCGAGAGACAUUACUUCCGAGGACGGCUACUGAAGAGCUUCGACUUUGAGUUUGGUUUCUGUAUCCCCAGCAGCAAGAACACCUGCGAGCACAUCUAUGAAUUCCCUCCCCUCUCUGAGGAGCUCAUGAACGAGAUGAUCCAAUACCCAUACGAGACCCAGUCGGACAGCUUCUAUUUUGUCGACAACAAGCUGGUGAUGCACAAUAAAGCAGAUUACUCCUACAGCGGCGGCCCAUAGGAGCUUUAUCAGAAACAUGGACUGAAGCAUUAAGUCUCCCAAUCGAGUCUUGGAACGUUUGUUUGGCAAAAAAAAUCACCCCAACCUCAGGGUUUGUGUGUGUGUGUAUGUGUGUGUAUGUGUGUGUAUGUGUGUGUAUGUGUGUGUAUGUGUGUGUAUGUGUGUGUGUGUGUGUGUAUGUGUGUGUGUGUGUGUGUGUAUGUGUGUAUGUGUGUGUGUGUGUGUGUGUGUGUGUGAGUGAAGAAAAUUCUACACUGAAAAGUGGAUUCUACUGAGCCCUCCUUUUAUGUAUGUUAAUUCUAGAAUAGUUUGGUUAUGAUUAUUGCCUAUAACAGAGUGUGUCUGCAUGUAUGUGAGUGUAUAGUUGUGCAUACAUUCAUGUGCAUUAACAGAUUGCAUGACGUGUGUUUUUGUUUGUGUUCUUGUGUGUUUUGUGUAAUUUUCAUGUAGAGUUCAUUCUCUCAAUAUCCACUCUUUACUUCAGGAUGUACAACCCCCAAUUCCAAAUAAGUUAGGACACUGUGUAAAAUAGAAACAGAAUGCAGUGAUUUGCAAAUCUCAUAAACCCAUAUGUUAUUCACAAUAGAACAUAGAAAACAUAUCAGAUGUUUAAACUGAGGAAACAAUAAGGUGAUUUUUUUUUAAUUUGACACGUCUCAAAAAAGUUGGGACGGGGCAACAAAAGGCUGGAGAAGUAAAUGUUAAAAAGAAACAGCUGGAGGAACAUUUUGCAACUAAUGAAGUUAAUUAGUUGUAGAAAUUGCAGUUUUUCGCAGAUUGGUGAACUUCUGCCCAUCUUUACUUCUGAAAGACACUGCCUCUCUAAGAUACUCUUUUUAUACCCAAUCAUGUUACUGACCUGUUUCCAAUUAACCUCCAGCUGUUUGUUUUUAGUAACACUUACUUUUCCAGCCUUUUGUUGCCCCGUCCCAAUUUUAUCGAGACGUGUUGCGGCCAUCAGGCUCAAAAUGACCUUAUUUUUUUUCUUAAAAUAGUACAUUUACUCAGUUUAAACAUUGGAUAUGUUUUCAGUGUUCUAUUGUGAAUAACAUAUGGGUUUAUGAGAUUUGCAAAUCAUUGCAUUCUGCUUUUAUUUACAUUUUACACAGCCUCCCAACUUUUAUGGAAUUGGGGUUGUAGUAGGGGUGCACUGAUACAAUUCUUUUUUUUCCAGAGUUUGAGUAUAUGCUUUUUUUUAUAUUCAUCAUAAUGAUACCGAGAAAAGAGUAACCUACCUGGUAUUAAGCAAACAGAGAUGCCACAGAAUGUGCCGUAUAGCUCUGAAUGUUGCCCCCGUUUAAAAAGAGCAGGGUUUGUUUCACUUUAAAAGAAAAAGCGAUUCUGUAGACUACAGCUGUAAAUAAAGUAUGUUUCCUUGUCUUCGUUGCAUCUGAAUCCCUCGUUGAAACUGAUAGUUGCUGAUCUUCAAGAACAAUAUACUGGAUAGGACCUGUUGUUUUCACUCAGCUAGUGUUAGCUGUAGACAUUUGUUUUCUCACCUAGCUAGCAAAUGCACAAGUCACAAAGUCUCACUUGGUAUUAGAUGUUGAUAUUGGAGCAUUUUUACAAAUAUGAACACGAGUAAAUGAGGUCGCUAUAGGAACAAUAAUUGGUAUCGAUACAUCCCUAGUAUAUCGUUUUGAGAUGACACACAUAACAUUCCAAAUAAUAUUUAAUGUUCAGACUUUUCCUACUGUGUAGUUUUGAACAUUAUGUGGUCAUUACCUUUAACCAAAAGAGAGAAAGUGUGUGUGUGUGCGCGCGCGCCUGAGAGUUAUGUGAGCAUGAGCUCUAUGUGCAAUUACUGAUGGAGGUGAAGGGGUUUAGCCCACUGCCCUUAGACAUGUUUUUUUUAUUAUUAUUAUUAAAUUUGGUUGAUUGUUGAUUGCAAAUGUGAUUAUUUAUGCUCUUUUGAAGUAUAUUUUAAUAGCCAUGUAAAAAAAAAAAAAAAAAUCAGAGAGAGAUCUAUAUUCUGUGUUAGAUAGUUUAUACAUGAUAGUGAUUGUGUUUAUUAAUGUUAUCAUUGUUGACUCUAUAUUCUUGAAAUAAAUAUGGUUUCUUUAUUAAAUGCUC
Ictalurus furcatus (blue catfish) is the source of this 3092-nucleotide messenger RNA. It is a transcript of the gene unc119a1, whose product is annotated as unc-119 homolog a (C. elegans). Gene Ontology annotation, molecular function: lipid binding. Gene Ontology annotation, cellular component: spindle pole; centrosome; intercellular bridge. Gene Ontology annotation, biological process: negative regulation of caveolin-mediated endocytosis; nervous system development; visual perception. The record is from RefSeq and is a predicted model, not a curated record. Bases 402 to 1019 code for a protein of 205 amino acids. Lineage: Eukaryota; Metazoa; Chordata; Actinopteri; Siluriformes; Ictaluridae. The transcript has 5 exons.